Molecule: messenger RNA, 1659 nt
Organism: Lottia gigantea (owl limpet)
Lineage: Eukaryota; Metazoa; Mollusca; Gastropoda; Lottiidae
Exons: 6
Coding region: 1-1659 (552 amino acids)
Source: RefSeq, a predicted model, not a curated record
AUGGCUGACCAACGGAGUUUUCUGUGUUUUCUCUUUCUCGUCCACUUAAUUUGUUGUCAAGUUUUUAAUGUACAACAACGAUUGUUGAUUGAAGAAUACGUCACCAAUGCCGUUGCAUGUCGCGGUGUGCCAGGAUUGACAUUGGGUGUUGUGAAAGGUGAUCAAUCUUGGACGAAAGGAUUUGGCUUUGCUGAUGUACAGAGCAAAAGGCCAGUUACAUCGUCAACGCUCUUUGGUAUAGCCUCCAUCACCAAGUCAUUUACAGCAGCUGUAAUGUCAAUACUUCUGGAAAAAAGUGACAAAAAGUACACAUGGAAUACCAAACUAACUGAAAUAUUAGGCGAUGGUUUUGAAAUGGAUAGUGAAAUAAGAACUAAAGAAACGACAAUAAAAGAUAUUCUAUCACAUAGAACAGGUUUACCAUCCGGCGAUAUUAGUGUAUUUGCAGGUUAUCCUGGUAAUAUUUACUCGGACCGACCUGAUCAAGUUAGGCGUUUGAAAUACUUAAAGGGAACCAGACCAUUUAGAGACAGUUUUAUGUAUAAUAAUAUCAUGUAUGGAUUAGCUGGCCAUGUCAUUGAAGUUUUGUCGGGCAAUACUUGGUCAGAGGAAAUUCGUUCAAAAAUCCUGAUGCCGUUGGAUAUGUCUGAAACAGAGAUAUUGGGCGAAACUGCAACAGAAAACGAUCCAGAUUUGGCUAAAUCCUACGAAUUUGUGGGAAAAGAGCGAAUACUUACCAGACCCAGUUUUUACCCGGGAAAUCCAAAUCAACCAGCAGGGGCCAUAGCUUCAUCAUCAGAUGAUAUGGUUAAAUACAUACGAUUUAUAUUGAAUAAAGGGAACGCAACUGGUGGUAAGACGGUUGCUGCUUGGAAGAAUCUGGAAAUGCUCUUUAAACCAUACACCACCAUAGGCAUGGCAGAAUGGACAAAAGCUACUUUCCCAAUAUCUGAUAUAGACUCCGGUUAUGGAUUUGGUUGGUUCAUAUCAAAUCAUCAAGGUUAUAAGAAAAUUUGGCAUUCCGGUAAACUGUCGGGGUAUGCAUCAAUGUUGUGGAUUUUUCCGGAAGUUGAAAUUGGUAUCUAUGCUAGCGCUAAUGGCCAAGGACCAGGUUUAGUAUCAACUAGAAUCUUCGAAGUGAUAUUUUCGUACAUUUUCGACCAAUUGCACGGAAAUCAACCGUGGUUAAAUGAAACGACAUCUUGUACCUUUCCAAUGCCCUGGAUGGUGGAAUAUACCCGUUCAGAAGUGACAGACAUUGUUGAUGAACCAGUGAGUACACCAGAGCAGUUUGUGGGCAGAUAUGGUCAUCGGUUAUUCGGAUAUAUUGACGUUAUGUGGAAAAACAAUGCCCUUAGUUUCAAAUCGGGUAAAUUAGAAGGGGUUUUGAAACCCACGCAUAAGAAGAACAUGUUGAAGCUGAAGAUUUCCGGAGAUCAGAGAGCUACAUUCGAUUUGUUGGAAGUCAAUUUUAGCAGGAAAAAUGAUGGGACAUACCAAGAUGUUCAAAUAGUCCUUACAGCAAACCAAAAGUACACAUAUUCUAGAGGCAUUGAGUUUGAAACUGCUACAGAUAUCCCUACCAAUGUAGCAUCAACGAUCUUUGGUCAAGUUAUGUCCACAAUUCUUAUUAGUUCCCCCCUAAUCAUAAAUUCAUAA